AGGAAGUUAGCUCUUACUCGUCCCUCACAGUACGCAACCGUUUCCUAUCUCAGCAGGAAGCAGCGCUCUCUUCCUCUCCCUCUUGUGGUGAGAGAGAGGUACACAACCCCCAACUCCAAUGGCCGCCUUGCUCCGCCACCACCCUCUGCCUCCGGCCGUCCCUUCUCCCUCCCGCCACCGCUUCCUCCCUCCUUCUCAUCCUCCUCUUGUGUUAUCUUUCCGCCGCCGCGUAGCCGUGGUCCGGGCUUCUGGCAACAGCGACUUCGACAGGUUCGCCAGAAAAGCCUGGCGCAGCGCAAAUGAUGGCUUUGAGCUCUUCCUUUUCGAGGCGAAGAAGACGGUGGAACGCAUUGACCGGAAGUACUCCGUCGGCCGGCGUCUCAAUGUUGCGACGCAGUCUGCCGUUGAUAGGGCGCGCUUGAUCGAUAGGGAUUUGAACAUCACCGUUCGUUGGCGCGCCUUCACCAUGGAUUUCUCCCGAAACUGGCCUAGGUACAGGAAGCAGCUCAAUGAUCUCAUGGAUACUCCAUUAGGAAGAUUUUCUUAUGCUAUGUUCUUCGUCUGGUUUGCUCUAUCAGGGUGGGUGUUUCGGUUCAUAAUAUAUGGUUCAUGGAUUCUGCCGCUUGCCGUGCCUCUUAUAAUAGCAGCUAUUGGGAAUAAUCUUGUCAUCAAGGGGUCGUGUCCAGCUUGUAGGCAGGAUUUCAUGGGUAUCAAGAACCGGGCAAUCCGAUGUGCAGGGUGUGGUAACAUUGUGUGGUACCCUGAAGACGACGUAUUUUCAAGAGGUGGAGGUGCCGGUGGUGGUGGUAAGAAAGGAACAAAACCUUCAAAGUCUGAUCCUAAUGUAAUCGACGUGGAAUUUGAAGAGAAAUGAUGUGGCGUCAUGGGGAUGGUGAUCUGAAUAACAUAAGGAUAUUUCAAGCCUUUUCCAGGUACUGUGAACUCUUAGACACACCAGAAGGAUGGAAAUUAGAAUUGUUGUAGGGAUCGGAAGCGGAAAAGGGGAAAGGGAAUUAGAGCUUCUCCAGUUUUGCAUUUGUCUGUGGUUCUAUAUAUAUUUGUAUUUCAGCCUGACUGCAGGAGCAUGUCCAUGGAAUAGUCUUAAGGGAGUCUCAGUAUAAGAAGAAAAAUGCUUUGUACAGAACGCAGCCUAUUCGUAUUAUUUUUUUCCAUGUAAUAGUACAGCAGUUGCUACAAGAGCUAUAAAUAAUUUCAUGGGCUUAAUUGCAAGAUUGGUCACUCGAAUUGCUAUAAAAUUUCACGUUUGCCACUCAAAUUAAUUUAUUC
This is a messenger RNA of Linum tenue, 1287 nucleotides long. Lineage: Eukaryota; Viridiplantae; Streptophyta; Magnoliopsida; Malpighiales; Linaceae. The record is from the annotation of a GenBank genome assembly.